AUGGAUACCGUUUCAACCUACAGCUUCGGCAACCUCGCCUGGCUUUCCACGCAGGCAGUACCUCUGAUCAUCUGGCCAUCGUCCAUAGGAGCUCUCCUACGUGUUGAAGAUGCCACCACAAGCUCGCUAGAAGCCUACUUUGCUCGAUCACUCGGGUUUGCUCUGCUGGCCCUGGGUCUUAUCGUGGUCCUUCUCUCUGGUGCCGUUCCAUUGGGCUCCAAAGUUGACGUCCCCCAAAAUGGCCUGUCUCCUUACGCAAGCGCUGCUCUCACAAUUACUGUUCUCCAUCACACUGCCGCCGCGUCCUACGCAUACUCGCGCUACGCAUGGACCGGGCAGACGGGAUUCAUCCUCGGCACGCUUGGAAGCAGCUUCUUCGCGGCCCUGGGGCUGUAUUGCAUUAUGUUUGCGGGUGAUCAGGCCAUGAUCAGUCGGUAUCACAAGUUCGACCAGGGAACCAGCGGGUUCCCGUUCAAGAACAAAGAGUCUUACCGCUCCAAGAAGAAGGCGCUGUAG
Messenger RNA from Emericellopsis cladophorae, 516 nucleotides. RefSeq lists its product as uncharacterized. The coding region runs from base 1 to 516 and encodes 171 amino acids. The record is from RefSeq and is a predicted model, not a curated record. NCBI's taxonomy places the organism in Eukaryota, Fungi, Ascomycota, Sordariomycetes, Hypocreales, Bionectriaceae. The transcript is spliced from 4 exons.